ACACCGAGUACGAACUGAGAGGCGUACUGGCUGGGCACAGCAAAGGAGUAAGGUGCAUGUGUGUCAUUAGUAACACCCAUUUGGACGAAUUAAAAGAAUGCCAACUCAGCUUUGACUACAUAGUUAGUGCCGACAUGACUGGGACAAUUAUGGUGUGGAAAAGGAAGACUGACGAGGAAGCCCCUACUGGAGAAGAAACUCUACCCCCGGAUGAAAACCCAUACAACGAUGUAGAAACCUUUCCACUUCAUCUAAGUGAUAAUUACCAACUUUACAAAAAAAUAGAAAUACAUGAAAGGUUCGUCUACGCAAUGACACACAGUAAAUACGUAGGCAUAAGCGAGUUAAAGAAAUGCAAAAAUAAUGUAGAGGACCAUUUAUAUGUGUACAGCGGAGGGAGCGAUAAAGGUGUCUACCUCUUUAACCUAAAUGGGUACAUCGAAUUAAUGCUACAAGGACAUAAAAACAGUGUCUCAAGUAUUGUGGAAUAUAGUAAGCAUAUUUUACUAAGUGCGGACUGGAACGGGGAAGUCAUCAUGUGGCAAAUCGUCAAACUUGGUGACGAAUCUGUGGAAGUUAAUGUGUGGAAUAGUCAGGGAGAAAAAACAGACGAAAUUAAAAAUAUACACAAUGAUAGUGUGCGAGAUAUAGUACUAUUCAAUGGGCAGAAAAAUGCCAUUACCUUUUCGAAUGAUGAAACUAUCAAUAUAUAUGACUCCAAUUUUAAUAUAUUAAAAAUGUACAAAGGUCACCAAGGCUUUAUUUUCUACGUGUGCGUAAAUGAAAAGGAACAGAUUAUGUACAGCUGUGGUGACGACAAAAGUAUCAAAGUGUGGUGCAUCAAAGACAUUUACGAGUUAAUGGAAAAGUACGAUACAGAGGGGGGUGCCAUCUUAAAUAAACUGCCACUAGUGAGUCAGGGGAUGGACCCUGACCCUUCCUGCUUACAAACUAUUUACCUAACGGAUACUCUGUGGAGUGUCAAAGUGCUAAGCAAUGGAGACCUCGCCUGCGCCUGUAAUGAUAGCUACAUUAGGGUGUAUACUAAAAAGAGGAACCACAAGCUGAGCGAAGAAGCAACGAAGGAGGUACUCGAAAUGUGUAGUAAACGGAACAAGAAGGAAAAUCCAAAUGGAGAAAAAAACUCAAAUUCUACCGGAGGGGAAAUUAACUCAGAAAAUAUAAUCAGUGUGGAAAAUAUAAAAAGCGUCGUAGGAAAAGAAGGAGAAGUUAAAAUUUUCAAAAAUAAAAAUAAAUAUGAAGCGUACAAAUAUGAGAACAACGAGUGGGUACUCAUAGGCGAAGUAGUAGACGAUAGCACAUCACAGAAAAAGUUUUACAUCGGAGAUAAUUUGUUCAAACAGGGCUACUACGAUGAAGUGGUCUCCAUCGACACAGGUUACGGAAACAUAAAACUACUUCCCUACAAUGCUAGUGACAAUGUGCACGUUAUAGCGGAAAUGUUUUGCAAAAGAGAAGGCCUCUCCGCCAGCCAAAUAAAACCCAUCGUCGAUUUUAUUAACCAGAAUUAUGCAUCCAAGGGGGGGACAUCCACCUCCUCUACAUGCCCCACAAACAGUUCUUUUGCUACUCAUAAUGGUAGUACCCCUAAUAGUGGGAAAAAAUUCAACACAGUUUUGAACGUUUUCACUGUGGAAAAAGCUGCCCUAGAUAAAAUUUUCCAAAAAAUACAAGAAUUUAACUCUCAACAACCAAGUGAAGAAAAACAGAACAGUAAACUAUCAAAUGAACAACUGAAUGCUCUAUCAAAUAUUAUUAACCUGUACAAAAAGAAUAUAAAAAAUGUAUACAACUUCAACACAGCAGAUAUUAACCUCAUUAUGACACUUUUCAAUUGGUCCCCCACUUAUAUAUUCCCCGUGAUUGACCUCUUUAGGGUUCUCGUUUUAAAUAAAAAUUGUGAUUUUUUAUACAAUAAUAAGUACGCCUUCAAUGCCUUUAAGCUCGUUUACGAUUGCGUUGCUUAUUAUAUAUCCAAUUCAUCAAAGUUAAAAGAAAAUGAGGAGAACAAACUGAAUUCUUUGCUUCUCUGUUGCCUUCGUUUUUAUUUAAAUAUGUUUAGUUUGUCCACCCCAAGAUUUUAUAUGUACAAAAAGUUUAACUUCAUCGCGAAACAGUUCGCAGAGAUGAAGUCCACUAAUUUUAACAUUAACACAUUGUGCAUGAAAAUAUUUUUCAACUAUGUGAUAACGCUGAACGAAAAUAAUGAUCAGGCGAUGAGAAAAUCAGUGUUCGAAGUUUUGCACUCGAUUAAGCACAAGAUAAAUGAUGUCGAAUUGCUUUACACCUUUGCUCUUUGUUUCCACACAUCCCACGAAAUGAACACCAAGGAGACUAACGAAAUUGUGAAAAAGUAUGGCUCCCUUGAUUUUAUGAAGAACAAACUGGAUUCUCUCCUCCCGCAAAAAAAUGAGCAGAAUGAGAAGGUGUUCAAGAACGUGGGAUCCAUUUUGGAGGACCUCUCGGCGUAG
Plasmodium cynomolgi strain B is the source of this 2492-nucleotide messenger RNA. RefSeq lists its product as hypothetical. The transcript has 2 exons. NCBI's taxonomy places the organism in Eukaryota, Apicomplexa, Aconoidasida, Haemosporida, Plasmodiidae. The record is from RefSeq and is a predicted model, not a curated record. Gene Ontology annotation, biological process: proteasome-mediated ubiquitin-dependent protein catabolic process; ubiquitin recycling. Gene Ontology annotation, cellular component: cytoplasm; nucleus. The annotation marks the transcript as partial. Gene Ontology annotation, molecular function: ubiquitin binding.